UCAUUUUUUCUCUCGUUUUCCUCUUUUUGUCUUUUUUCGUUCAAUUUUUUCUUCCUUCACUCUUCCCCAUAUCAACAUGCAUUAUCAUUUUAUCUUAUUUUUUGUAUAUAAAACAUAGACAUUAUUACAUCAUAAUCAUGUUUAAUUCAACAACUCAAAACAUAGAAACACAAAAUCAAGGAAACAACACAACACAACCCCACAUGAUGCAAAAUUUGAUGGUGUUUUGCUGGCCUCACCAAAGCUUUUCUUUCUUAUAUGAUCUCUGUCUCUCUAAAAUAUAAUUUCUCAUUCUGCUAAAUUGAGUAAGUUUCCUUUGAUUCAAGCUCCAAAUGAUUCCUCUCUCUCACUAACCCCAAGCACUUUCUCUUCUCACUCUUCUUCUUCAGAUUCAAAAUUUUCAUUUUUUUUUUCACCUUUUUCCUUCCAUUGCUUCAUAUCCACUUUCACAGACCCAGUUUCUAGAAUCUCAUCUUCCGAGUCUCAUUCACCACAGAGAAUAAAAAAGUUCACUCUUUCAUCACUUUUCCGGCGACCCAUUUCACAGAAAGUUCAAACCUAACCAUGAAACUCUCACUCGCCGGAAAAAGUUCACUCUUUUAGAAAUUUCCCGGUGACCCAUUUUCCUGAAUCUUCCAUUCGCCGGAAAAGGUUCACUCUUUAUAACUUUUCCGGCGACCCAUUUUCUAGAACUUCACGGUGAUUGUGCUCUCUCUCUCUCUCUCUCUAACAAUGUCAAUCUUCGAUGGAGCAUUCAUGGACACAGAGCUCUCAAAGCGAACCUCAAUCUUCGGCCUCCGCCUCUGGGUCGUCAUCGGAAUCCUCGUCGGAGUCCUCAUCGUAUUUACCCUCUUUCUUCUCUCCCUCUGCCUCACCUCCCGCCGCCACCGCCGCCGCCGAACCGUUGCCGGAAAAUAUUCAUCCGCCGGAGCACCACCCGCCAAGGAGAUCCAGGAGAUAGUCCACCUCCCUGGACCACACAUGCUCCGGCAGCCUCAGGCGCCGGCGCCGGUGCCAGAGAUUCACGUUGACUUCGGAAAGGUGGAGCACCGUGUGGUGGUGCACUCUGAUAACAACAACAACAGCAACAAUAGAGGAGUGUCUAGCGGUGAAAGUAAAGGAACUGUUAGUGGCUGUGAAACGACAUCGUCGUUUGGGAGUGGGAGUGUCGUUUUGGGGGUUGGUGGUGGUGGUGUUGGUGUGGGACCUGAGGUUUCUCAUCUUGGUUGGGGAAGAUGGUACACUUUGAGAGAACUUGAAGCUGCUACUAAUGGAUUAUGUGAAGAGAAUGUGAUUGGUGAAGGUGGUUAUGGCAUUGUUUAUUCUGGAGUUCUAAGUGAUGGUACCAAAGUUGCUGUCAAGAAUCUCUUGAAUAACAAGGGCCAAGCUGAGAGAGAAUUUAAAGUAGAGGUAGAAGCAAUUGGUCGAGUUCGACACAAAAAUCUUGUUAGGUUACUUGGCUAUUGUGUUGAGGGGGCCUACAGGAUGCUUGUGUAUGAAUAUGUGAACAAUGGGAAUCUAGAACAAUGGCUGCAUGGGGAUGUUGGACCUGUAAGUCCUUUGACAUGGGAUAUACGCAUGAACAUCAUCUUGGGAACUGCAAGAGGAUUGGCAUAUCUUCAUGAAGGUCUUGAACCAAAGGUUGUCCACCGGGAUGUGAAAUCGAGUAAUAUACUCAUUGAUCGCCAAUGGAACUCUAAGGUUUCUGAUUUCGGGCUUGCUAAACUUUUAUGUUCUGAGAAUAGCUACGUCACAACUCGAGUGAUGGGGACAUUUGGUUACGUUGCACCGGAGUAUGCUUGCACCGGAAUGUUGACCGAAAAGAGCGAUGUUUAUAGCUUCGGGAUACUCAUCAUGGAGAUACUUACCGGGAGGAGUCCUGUCGAUUAUAGUAGACCACAAGGAGAGGUUAACUUAAUAGAUUGGUUGAAGACUAUGGUUGGGAAUAGAAAAGCUGAAGAGGUAGUUGAUCCUAAGCUCCCUGAGAUGCCAACCUCCAAGGCCCUUAAACGUGCUAUAUUGAUUGCCCUUCGUUGUGUUGACCCUGACGCGACAAAGAGGCCUAAAAUGGGACAUGUGAUCCACAUGCUUGAGGCAGAUGAUCUGUUAUUCCAACAUGAACGAAAAACUGAGGGAGAAUCUUCGCGUUCGCAACGACAAGAGCGCAAGGACUCAGAUUUAGAUAAGAGGAUACCAGAUGGAGGGAUCACUGAUCAAAGUGAAGAUGAUACUAGUAGAAAUCACCAGCAGCAUACUAGGUGGAGAUGAUAAAUUAUAGUAGUAUGAUAAUUAUUUAAGUCAUUAAAUAGCAAUAUGUUCUCACUCUUUUUGUCUUUAGUAAUUUCCCAUUUUUAUAUAUUUAUUCGUAGCUUGCUUUUUAAAAACAAAAAAAAAUCUAAUUUUUUUCUUCUUUUGAUUACAUAAUUUUGUGCCUGUUGUUAGUGACACCAAUUUGGGAUCCAUAUUCAUGUGUAUACUACUAUGAUUCAUUAUUAUAAGUGAAAAAAAAUAAUCUUGUGUUCAUAUGAAACAAUUUUGGAUAAGUAUUACCCUACAAAAACAGAAAGAGCUGAAACAGAAUGAAGAAUGAGACCACUUUGGCUCCUACAUUUUUGGAUUUAGCAUUUGCAUAAUGGUCCCAUAAUUAAGAAUGUAACAGUGCUAAUUUGUGGCCCCUCAAUUAGUUAUAGUUGCUGUGCUCUGAUUGAGCAUUGAGCACCACACCUACCAUCCAGCUAUGUUGAUAGGAGCAAUUUGAUUGAUUGCAUCAACAUCAUUGCCAACUCCAUU
This is a messenger RNA of Arachis stenosperma, 2790 nucleotides long. Its product is annotated as probable serine/threonine-protein kinase At1g01540. Gene Ontology annotation, molecular function: ATP binding; protein kinase activity. The coding region runs from base 733 to 2268 and encodes 511 amino acids. The record is from RefSeq and is a predicted model, not a curated record. The transcript is spliced from 7 exons. Lineage: Eukaryota; Viridiplantae; Streptophyta; Magnoliopsida; Fabales; Fabaceae. Gene Ontology annotation, biological process: protein phosphorylation.